UAACAUAUUCGUUAACAAUUUAUAUUCUAACCUUUUUUAAAGAUAUAUGUUCUACCUUUCAUAUAAUAUUGUAUACACAAAAUUAGAAAUUUUUAUUAUCUUACAAAUAUGGCACUAAUUUUAAAAACCAUUAGCGGAUUCCAACUGUUCAGUAAAUGUAUAAAACAAAGUCCCUACAUGAUAACUGUUCCUACUCGUGGUAGGAGACAAAAUCCUCCACCAAGAAAACGUCUCCCUGAGUGGCUUCCAAAACCAUUACAUUUGGCUCGUAGUGAACAUCUUACUGCAGAAAAUAAAGCAUUUGUCUCAGAAGUAUCAGCCGAUUUUCUUAAUAAAUCUCCAUUAAACACAGAAUUGAUUCCAUCAAAUAUACCUUGGACUAAAGAUUCUAAACGUACUGGUUUAAUUGGUAAAAAGAUAGGAGUAUAUCCAAUGUGGUUAAAAAAUGGAAAAAAAGUACUUGCUACUUUAAUACAGAUCAUAGAUAAUGAAGUUGUAAAGUAUAUACCACCAGAAGAAUAUAAACCAACUAUGUACCAGAAACAUAAAAUACAUAAAGUGAAACAUGGUUGCCUUAUAUUAGGUGCAGAGAAUAUUGAUCCACAAUUAAUUACUAAAGAAUAUAGUGGAAUAUUCAAUGCGACUGGAGUUGUACCAAAAAGACAUUUAAUGCGUUUUAUAAUUUCACCAAAUGCUGCUAUUCAACCUGGAACUUCUUUAUUUGCAACUCAUUUCAAACCAGGAGAAUUUCUUGAUAUUCGAGGAAAAACGAUAGAUCGUGGCUUUCAAGGUGUCAUGAAAAGAUGGGGUUUUAAAGGUAUGCCUGCAUCUCAUGGUACAACCAAAACACAUAGAAGGCCAGGUAACAUAGGUUCAGGAAGUGAAAUGGCUAGAGUCAAACUAGGCACAAAACUGCCUGGACACAUGGGAAAUCGUUGGCGUAUUAUUAGAGGUGUAAAGAUACUACGAAUAAACACUAAAUAUAAUAUAAUUUGGGUAUUAGCUCAAAAUAUACCAGGAGAAGUAAAUACCAUGUGCUAUUUAUACGAUACGAUUUUACCUCUUAAAAGAAAUACUUCGCCACAUUUUCCCACAUAUAUACCAAAUGAAAACACAAAUGAACUUCCUGAAAACCUUUAUGCGGAUGAUGUUCACCAAUUUACUGAUCCAACUAUAGUAUUUCAACCAGAAUCACAAUAAUUGUAAUAAUGUUGUAAAUAAAGAAAAUACUUUUUAAUAAGACCAUGUUUUAUGAAAAUAUUUAAAUCUCUUCGAAUUUCUAGAUAACUUAUCUACCCACGCGAUCAAAAGUCUAGGCAAAAAUUGGCAAUUUAAGUUGCCGUGUUUACGUAAUAGUUUUAUUGUUUAUCCUCUUCCCCUUAUAGAAAUAAUUCAUAGCCGUGAAUUAAGCUAAUAAAGAGUAGUCGAUUUAUUUAUUUAGUAAUCAAUAUUAUUAUAAAUUUAACAUGCCUAAAAU
Eufriesea mexicana is the source of this 1477-nucleotide messenger RNA. It is a transcript of the gene mRpL3, whose product is annotated as mitochondrial ribosomal protein L3. The record is from RefSeq and is a predicted model, not a curated record. Gene Ontology annotation, cellular component: ribosome; mitochondrial large ribosomal subunit. The transcript has 4 exons. Gene Ontology annotation, molecular function: structural constituent of ribosome. The coding region runs from base 109 to 1200 and encodes 363 amino acids. Gene Ontology annotation, biological process: translation. Lineage: Eukaryota; Metazoa; Arthropoda; Insecta; Hymenoptera; Apidae.